UCGUGACGCAGCCGGGCUGAGCGCGGCCCGUCCCGCGCCCGGCGCUCAGGGCCCGCACCGGGGGAGAGCGGGCGGGGCGCGCCGGGGCCGUGAGGGGCUGUGUCCGGGCCCGUCCGCGCCGCUCGGGGCUCCCCGUGGGUCUGCGGGUGACGAGGGGCGUGUCGGGUCUGGAAGGGUGAACAACAGGGAACAUUUCAUAGAGGGAGGGACUCAUAGGGAUGAAAGUCCAGCUCCUGGCCCUGCACAGGACACCCCAAGAGUCACCCCACUCAAGUGCCUGAGAGCAUUGUCCGAACGCUUCUUGAACUCUCUCAAGCUUGGUGCUGUCACCACUUCCCUGGGGAGAAUGUUGCCGUGCUCGACCACCCCCGGGGUGAAACUUUUCCAGUUCUGCGGGCACCCUCGCAGGUGUUUUCCAGGCUCUUCCGUGCUGGGUUUUAGGUGCUGAGCUGCGCAGGCCCGCAGGAGGCACGGUGCUCCCUCAGGGCUCGGAGGAGCGCAAGGCUGGGACAUCCGGGAGGAGAUGUCCUGGAAGCAGAGACUCUACAAGUGAAUGAGAACUUCUCUCUACAGAACUGAGGUGAAGAACUUCACCAUGGGUCAACAGAUUUCAAACCACACACAAACUGUAAUUAACAAGUUGCCAGAAAAAGUAGCAAAGCAUGCCUCUUUGGUUCAAGAAAGUGGUUUCCUAACCUAUGAAGAGUUUCUGGGAAGAGUAGCUGAACUUAAUGAUAUUACUGCAAAAUUGGCUUCUGGACAAGACAAACAUCUGUUAUUUGAAGUGCAGCCUGGGUCUGAUUCUUCUGCUUUCUGGAAGGUGAUCGUUAGGAUAAUAUGUACCAAAAUAAAUAAAACAAGUGGCAUCGUGGAAGCUUCCAGAAUCUUGAACUUAUAUCAGUUCACUCAACUUUAUAAAGACAUCACCAGUCAAGCAGCAGGAGUUCUUGCACAGAGUGAUACUUCUGAAGAAGCUGCUGAGAGCUGGACGUCUCUGAGUUCGUGUCAGGCCAGCUUGUGGAUGGGAAGGGUUAAACAGCUGACAGAUGAAGAGGAAUGUUGCAUCUGCAUGGAUGGGCGUGCUGAUUUAAUCCUGCCAUGUGCUCACAGUUUCUGCCAGAAAUGCAUUGAUAAAUGGAGUGACCGCCACAGAAACUGUCCUGUGUGCCGCCGGCAGGUGACAGGGGCAGGAGAUUCCUGGGUGGUGUCAGAGGCCCCUACAGAAGAUGACAUUGCCACUUACAUCCUUAACAUGGUGGAUGAGGCAGGGCAGCCCCACAGACCCUGACCCUGCCCACCAGGCUCAUCAUGGCACAACCACUUGAAGCUUUUGUUUUACCUCUUCUCACCGUUCUUCCACAGUCUGUCCUUUCCCACUCCUUGGAUGCUGUGAGUCUGCGCUGCUCUCCUAAAGCACAGGGUAUCUGAGCAAGGUUCUGUGUGUGCAGUCUUCAUUAUUAAACUGUUCUUUCAGCAACUCUUUGAUCAUUAGCACGGUUUACUUUAACAACAGUGUUUGGUAUUAAUUAACAGUUCAACUACUCGAUGAAGCAACUUGUAACAGCACAACUACAACUGCAAACUGCUGUUUGAGCAUCACAGUCUACUGCUGCAGAGAUGAACCAUGGCAGAUGGCUUGACCUCACAGUUCCUACCCUUAAAAGCAGUCCCUUAUUCACAACUAAUGUGGAUAAAGAUGAUGAGUUAGCACUAGUUGUUAUUAAUUUGAAAUUUUACUCUUGAAACUUGAAGAUGUCCCACUGCCUGUUCUUCAGUAGGAAGUUAAUGCUGCUCUUAGUGUUUACAGAUGCUUAAUCUGAUUUGUUAAGACUUUUAGUAUUAAUUAUUUUAAAUCUGUUUCAGAGAGUGUAGGCAGGUCUGUAAAUGUACUUGUGCACUUCCCUUAUUCUUCUAACAAGACUUAUCUCUUAGAAUAUUUUUUAAAAUAUUAUAUUUAGCAUAGUCUUAUUAGCUUGGAAAUGUUAAACAGUUUUUGUACACAAUCCUAAAAGCAGUAAAUCAGCUUGUCAGUAGCUUUUGAUAAAGAACAGAAAUUAUUUCUAAACAUUGGGCAUAUAUGAAGAGAAUGCCUUUAUUUGAAUUAGCUCUUAAAUGUGUAGUUUAGUUUGAUGCUGUGGUUUUAUUUGCUGCUCUUGAGUUUUUGAAGUGAUGAGACCAGAGUUAAAAGGUAUAUGAAGAGUUACAAGUGAUAGACUAAGUAAGGGUGCUCUACUUUCUAUCUACAAGUGCAAUAUGCUUUUAUGUAGCAGAGGGAAACUUCUUUAACAGUAAAGUGGCUUGGAGUGAGAUGUGCAUGUGACAGCUUGGAAAAGGGAUAUCACAACUGGAGUGCAGCAGUAUUUUAUGUCUAGCAGAAUAAAGUCUUUAAAGAGCUGGGUUUAGACAGUCUAAAACUGUUAGUAUUUGGGAAACCCAUCUUGAGCCUCUUGUGCAUAAAUAGUGUUAUGGAAAUGGAUGGCUACUGUAGAGAAUUAAUUUAUAAAUAUAUAUAUAUAUCUUAACAAAUACUACUUUUUUGCACUCAGUAACCUCAAGUUAAAACAUUUAAGUGUAGCAUUUGAGAGAAUAUCAGCAUAAAUCUUGCUUACUGUGAGACUCCAUUUCUCCUUACCAUACCUGUUAAAAUUCCAUUGAUGCCAUAAGGCUUAAGUCCUUUUGUCACAGACAGGUUCUGAACUAAAAGGCAUGUGCACAUGUAGAUAUGCACAUUAAGGUUAUUUUCCUUAAUUGGCUACAAAAUAACUUAAUUACAUCAAUUUGUUGAAGAAUGUGCAUAGCAUAUGGCACCCAUUUGAGCUUGGCUUGUGACACCAUUGUCAAAUGUAUCAUAGGUUUUAAGACAGAGAAGCAACACACCCUUUAUGUGUCUGUCAUCUGAGAGCCAGUAUGGCUUAGUGUGUAAAUCUGUAUUUAGCUGUGGAAAUACCCUUUUAGGAGUGUAUAUAGAUGAGAAAUCCUUUAUUUAUUUUUUUUUCCUCCUUUCUUAAGCCACUGAUAGCAAUGAGAUAUUCUUCAGUAAAUGUAUGGAGUGUUUGGUUGCAUAAAGGUAGUUAUUGUUUGGGCUGGAAAUUGUUAUUGGGCCAGGAUUUCCCCACUAAAACAUAGGCAAAUAUUCCUAAUCAUGCACCAGUUUGGUUUCUUUUUGCUUUUUGAGCUUGCAUUAGUCCAUGUUCAAAACUUUCAAAUAACCUUUGAAUUUUUAAAACUUUUUAUAUCACUGGAACAGAAAGAACAUCUAAAUGAAAGCUUCAAGCUAACUUUAUUUUUCAAGUACAAGAACUAUACUUCUGAACUGAGAUUUUAUAAUUUGACUUUCUGCUGAGAACUUACAUGAACUUCUUAAAAUGUAAUUUUAUAAUGAUGCAAACAGGUUGUUAAUUGCAGCAUAAUGACAAUUACAAUAUAAGCUAAUGCAAAAAUUAUUUAAAUAGUGAAAAAGUAAACUUUGUAUUCUGUACAGCUUUUUUAAAUUAAGUUGCUGUAAUUCACACUGCUGUGAUGUAGAUACUGUAAUGUGUGCCUUGUAAAAUAUAUGUACUGUACGUUAUAUGGAGAAAUAGAUACUUUAACACUGAAAAACUAGUAAUUUGGUACUGGUUGGUAUUACUUAGACUGAAGUGCAACAUUUAGCAAACAAUUUUGGAAAAGGAAUCAAUUGGAAUCCAUUGCCAUGGAUAUGGCAAUGAGUUCCAGAAGCUAGAUCUUGAAAAUGUGAAUUACUGCAAAUAGCUGUUGGUGAGGGGCAUUAGAACAAAUUAACUUUCUUGUGUUAAGUCAACAUUUCUUACAGGUUUAAUGUGAAAUUGUAACUUAAACAUUAGAGAUGGUUUUAAUAGCUAAGAACAUUCCACAUAUUAAACUUUGUGUAUGAAUUGUGCAAUAAAGUUACUUUGGAAGAAAUGUCA
This is a messenger RNA of Oenanthe melanoleuca, 3926 nucleotides long. It is a transcript of the gene RNF141, whose product is annotated as ring finger protein 141. NCBI's taxonomy places the organism in Eukaryota, Metazoa, Chordata, Aves, Passeriformes, Muscicapidae. Bases 554 to 1288 code for a protein of 244 amino acids. Gene Ontology annotation, biological process: protein autoubiquitination. The record is from RefSeq and is a predicted model, not a curated record. Gene Ontology annotation, molecular function: ubiquitin-protein transferase activity. The transcript has 6 exons.